UCGUUGAAACGAAAACCCUCAAGCGGUAGAACUCUCUAACCUGUCGAGAGUCUCCUCAUGCCUUAGUCUGUGCGGCGUCUGGAACGAGAGAAACCACCAGAGCACAAGAGAGAUACGAAGGAGAUAUAGGCUUCCCUCUACAAUUUCUUCAAUCUCUAGAAGAAGACGUUGUUCCAUCCGGACAUGGAUACCGAAACUGUUUCAAACCCGGUGAUAGGAAAUGAGUGUGUAGAGGACAGCGAUGAUGAUAAGCCUAUCGUAUACAAGAGGACAAGUGGUGUUGUUUCUAAUUCGAAUCAGUCAAAAUCCACUCCUCAGAGAAGCAAUGCAAUGUCUCCUUUGAAGUCUCCUGUGACGAGCCCUAAUGGAACCACUCCUUCCAAUAAAACUUCUGCAUUGACAUCUUCUAAAGCUUCAACAGCAAAGUCACCGUUGCUGAAUGAAGAGGACAGCGAUGAUGACAAGCCUAUCGUGUUCAAGAGGACUAGUGCUGCUUCUAAUUCAAAAUCCAAUACUCAGAAGAGCAGUGCAGUGUCUUCCACCAAGGUGUUGCCUUUGAAGUCUCCUGUGACUAGCCCCAAUGGAACCACUCCUUUGAAUAAAACUUCUUCUUCUAAAGCUUCACCAGCAAAGCCACCCUUGCGGAAUGUAACUACGCCCUCUGCUGUUAAGGAUAGGAGCCAGUCACAGAAAGAUCAGUCUGAAUGUAAAAGCGAGUGUGAGGAUUCUGAGGAUGAGAGACCUUUAAGUUCUAUACUAUCUGGGAACUCCAGCCGCUCAAAUAAAGGUCCAGCCUCUUCGAAGCAGGUUUCUUCACCGCAGGCAGAGAAAAAGAAUACUGGCGGUCGACCUCUUGGUGGAGCAGAUAGAGUCAUAAAAGACGAGUCAGAUGAUGAAAAACCAAUCUCGUCAGUGUUCCAAAAGAAGACUGGCAGUAGUGGGAUGUCAGGUAGCAAAAAGGAUGUAAAGAAACCUUUGACGAAAAAGCUGCAUCAGAAUGGUUCUGCAGUUAAGAGCGAAGUGCCGGAUUGUAAAGUCUCAGGUAAGAGACCUCUGGAGAAGAAUCAUCCUGUAAAUGAAUCUUCCUUGAAGAAGCCCAAGGUCUCAGCUUCAAGUACUUCAGGGAAAAUGAAACAAGAAUCUGUUAAAACAGAGAGUUCAGCUGAUAAGGGAAGGGUUUUGGUUUCACCUACAGCAAAGAGAGCGAAACCAGUAUCUACCAAGGAAGAUGGCUCUGAUGAUGAUGACGAUGUUCCAAUAUCCAAGAGACUAAAAGCAGAGUCCUCCAACAGUAAAGUGUCUUCAGCAAAGCCUAAAGCAGUAAAAGGAAGUUCUAGUUCAUCAGCUGCAAAGACGAAAGUUACAAAAGUAGUUUCUCCUCCGUCCAGGUCCAGGACAGUGAACAAAAACUCAAAGAAAGUAACGAAGGAUUCGAAAUAUUCCUCGUCUUCCAAAUCUUCACCUUCCUCUAGUGACGGGCAAACGAAGUGGACGACCUUGGAGCACAACGGUGUAAUCUUUCCGCCUCCAUAUAAGCCGCACGGCAUCAAGAUUUUGUACAAGGGGAAGCCAGUCGACCUAACAAUCGAACAAGAAGAGGUUGCAACAAUGUUUGCAGUGAUGAAAGAGACGGACUAUUACACUAAACCGCAAUUUAGGGAGAAUUUUUGGAAUGACUGGCGAAAACUGCUUGGGAAGAAGCAUGUGAUACAGAAGUUAGAUGAUUGUGACUUCACUCCCAUAUAUGAGUGGCAUUUGAGAGAGAAAGAGAAGAAGAAACAAAUGAGCACAGAGGAGAAAAAAGCUUUGAAAGAAGAAAAACUGAAGCUAGAGGAGAAGUAUAUGUGGGCUGUUGUUGAUGGUGUCAAAGAGAAGGUUGGUAAUUUCAGAGUUGAACCGCCUGGGCUCUUCAGAGGCCGUGGAGAGCAUCCCAAGAUGGGAAAAUUAAAGAAGCGUAUCCAUCCAUCUGAUAUCACCAUGAAUAUUGGAAAAGGUUUUCCUGUUCCAGAAUGUCCAAUCCCUGGUGAAAAAUGGAAAGACGUAAAGCAUGACAACACAGUCACGUGGCUAGCUUUCUGGAAUGAUCCCAUUAACCCAAAAGAAUUCAAGUAUGUGUUUUUGGCAGCUAGCAGUGCCUUGAAAGGGAUGAGCGACAAGGAGAAGUAUGAGAAAGCCAGAAAUCUGACGAACCACAUAGACAGUAUAAGAGCAACUUACACCAAGAAUUUCACAUCCAAGGAUGUUGCAAAGAAGCAAAUUGCCGUUGCUACUUAUCUCAUUGAUAAACUGGCACUCAGGGCUGGAAAUGAGAAAGAUGAUGAUGAGGCAGACACAGUUGGUUGUUGUACAUUAAAGGUUGGAAAUGUGGAAUGUAUUCCUCCAAAUCAGAUAAAGUUUGACUUUCUUGGUAAAGAUUCAAUCCGGUAUGAGAACACAGUCGUGGUUGAGCCUCUUGUUUACAAGGCCAUUGGACAAUUCCAGGCUGGAAAAUCCAAAGAGGAUGAUCUAUUUGAUGAGUUAGACACAAGCAAAUUGAAUGCUCAUCUUAAAGAGCUUGUACCUGGUCUCACAGCUAAAGUGUUUCGUACAUAUAAUGCUUCAUUCACAUUGGAUGAACAGUUGAAUGAAAAGAUGGGAGCUGGAGAUGUUACUCAGAAAGUAGUAGUUUAUCAGCAAGCAAACAAGAAGGUUGCCAUAAUCUGUAAUCAUCAGCGUGCUGUUUCAAAGUCGCACAGUGCACAAAUCGAAAAACUGGAUGCGAAAUUAAAAGAGCUCCAGAAUGGUCUUGGAGAGCUCAGAACCAAUCUCAAGCGAGCUAAAGAGGGGAAACCACCAGUGGAAGGUUCUGAUGGAAAGAAGCCAAGAAACUUAGAUCCAAACGCGUGGGAGAAGAAGAUAGCUCAACAGGAAGUAAAGAUAGAGAAGAUGAAACGAGACAUGCAAACAAAAGAGGACUUGAAAACCGUGGCGCUUGGCACGUCUAAGAUAAAUUACCUGGAUCCUAGGAUAACAGUCGCAUGGUGCAAACGUAAUGAAGUACCAAUCGAAAAGAUAUUCACCAAGUCUCUACUGGAGAAGUUUUCAUGGGCAAUGGAUGCAGAACCAAGCUUCAGAUUCUAGUUAUUGCUGGACGUAAAGAGAAGCUUUCUGAGUUGGGGCAAGUAUGGUUGUGAAAGGCAUUGGAGAGCAAAGGAAGUGAGCAAGAGAAAACCGGCCUUUGUUCAAGAUAUUUAUACCCUUAAAAAAACUCAAGCUGUUGUUAAUUUUAAUUAAAGUAACUUUGGUUUUUACCAUUUUUCUUCACCAUGAUUUGAAGAAUGUUUAUGUAUCAGCAAUAUUGAUACUUAAGGCACAAAUUCUUAGAAAUAGUAGUUAUGAUUAUUUUAUUUUAUU
Molecule: messenger RNA, 3393 nt
Organism: Brassica napus (rape)
Lineage: Eukaryota; Viridiplantae; Streptophyta; Magnoliopsida; Brassicales; Brassicaceae
Product: DNA topoisomerase 1 alpha
Exons: 16
Coding region: 184-3120 (978 amino acids)
Biological process (GO): DNA replication; DNA topological change; chromosome segregation
Cellular component (GO): chromosome; nucleolus
Molecular function (GO): DNA topoisomerase type I (single strand cut, ATP-independent) activity; DNA binding
Source: RefSeq, a predicted model, not a curated record